CAGUUUCAACCCGGGGAGUAUACUUUUUCGCCCCUCCUUUCCUUUCACCCUACAAUGAAUUCCUUCCCGUUUGGUGAACAAGAUUUCGAUAUAUUGCGCCGAUCCGAUCAAUAAUUGUUGCUCCAGAACACUCCACGCCAAAGGUACCACUCCUUCUCAACGAAAAUGGCUACAACACCACCUCCAGACGAGCCAGCCAGCGCAGCAGAGGAGACCACUGCACAGGGUCAAACCCCCCAAACCGCCACGUUACCCCGUCGACCACAAGAGCAACAACAGAAAGACAUCUUCCAGGCCCAAGAAGCCAAUGAUACAUCCCGCGCCUUGCAGCGACAGCCCCGGCGACAGCGACGUCAACAGCAACAGCAAGAGCAAGUCACUUCCGCCUCCGAUACCGAAACCUCAGUCGACGAAUCGAUCGGCGGCGCGCGCGAGGAGCAGCAGCAACAACAACAACAAGCCACGACGACGCUGCGAGGAGGCCAUCAGGAUUGGUCGCUCGAGCCGGAGCCCGAGAAGGAAGAUACCGGGCUGAAGCUGCGGCUAGAUUUGAACCUGGAUGUCGAGGUGGAGCUGAAGGCGAAGAUUCAUGGGGAUAUCACUCUGGCGCUCUUGUAAGUUCUUUUCUCGGGCAGUAUUCGUCGUACUUGCCAGGCUGUAUGGGGCUGCAUUCGGGGGGUUAAACCAUGACUACCCGGGGAAAGGGGCACACUGCUAAUGCUUUUAAGGUCUUGAUUAUAGUGCGUAAUCCCAAUGUGCAUUGCUGGAAGAUUGA
Messenger RNA from Aspergillus brunneoviolaceus CBS 621.78, 775 nucleotides. RefSeq lists its product as uncharacterized. Bases 166 to 618 code for a protein of 150 amino acids. The transcript has a single exon. The record is from RefSeq and is a predicted model, not a curated record. NCBI's taxonomy places the organism in Eukaryota, Fungi, Ascomycota, Eurotiomycetes, Eurotiales, Aspergillaceae.